Ruditapes philippinarum (Manila clam) is the source of this 1923-nucleotide messenger RNA. Its product is annotated as neuroendocrine convertase 2-like. Gene Ontology annotation, cellular component: trans-Golgi network; Golgi membrane. Gene Ontology annotation, molecular function: serine-type endopeptidase activity. The transcript has 12 exons. The record is from RefSeq and is a predicted model, not a curated record. The coding region runs from base 105 to 1868 and encodes 587 amino acids. Gene Ontology annotation, biological process: protein processing. NCBI's taxonomy places the organism in Eukaryota, Metazoa, Mollusca, Bivalvia, Venerida, Veneridae.
ACUUAAAUGUUGUAAUUGUCGUCGGAUACUAACAAAAACAUAUAACAAACGAGUUAUAACCGACGAACACAGGAGUACAAUAGCACAAUACGUAUUCUACUGUAAUGAAGAUUGUCAGACAUUUUUGUUUUUUUCUUUCCUUUUGGUUCAUGUCAGUUAAUGGGGAAACAAAUAGAUUUGUAUUUAAAAUUAAAUCUAGAUUCCAUGAAUUCGAAAAACUUCUGAGUGUGUACAACUUUACGGAUAUGCUGAAGAUAACUCCAAGCGUAUUUAGUUUUAAAUAUGACGGUUUUGAAAGUCGAAUAAAGACAGAACAAGUGUUAACAGAAGUGAAGAGAGAUCUUGCAGAUGCAGUAAUUGAGAUCGAGCAAGCUAAGGUAUUAACUAUCGGAAAAAAUUGGAUCCUCGCUGAUGAAAAACACGAAGGGGAUGAACAAGAUGUUAUUGGUGAUGAUGUCAAUUCAGAAUUAGCUUAUGAUACUACAAAAGAGGGCAAUAAACACAAUGCUUUUGGGAUGAACGUCGAAAGAGCAUGGUCAAAUGGUGCUACUGGUGAAGGAAUCAAUAUAGCGGUGCUUGAUGUCGGCGUAAACACAAACCUUACUGAUCUGAAAAGAAAUAUCAAUAUGGUGCUUGCAAAAAACUUCAUUGACAACACGCAUAAUGUAGUACCAGAGCAUUUUCACAGUUAUCAAGCGGAAUCGCUUUACAUUGUUGACCAUGGAAACAGAUGUACAAGCGUUAUUGCUGCUGAGAGAGGCAAUGGAAGAUGUGGUGAUGGCAUUGCGUACGAGGCAAAAGUCGUUCCUUUGAAAGUAUUCGAAGUCAUGGAGAGAAAUCAUCACUUUAGAAUUUCCAUUACUUCGGAUGUUGUUGCUGCUGGACUUGCGCAUGCGCCACAACAAAUUCAUAUCUAUUCCAAUAGCUGGUCCCCAACAGACAAGUUUGAACCACUAGACUUGUCAAUGCGCGAAGCUAUUCACGAAGGAGUUAUGAAUGGUCGUGGAAAACUUGGAUCAAUAUAUGUCGUUCCGGACGGUUCAGAAAAGAUUUCUGGCAGUGGAUUGGCGAACAGUGUAAAUACAAUUACUGUAAAUUAUGUCGGUUUCAAUGGACAGCUACCAAGGAGUCCACAAGUUAGUGCGAGCGUAUUGACGUCAGGCCUAGGGGAAGGAAAUAGAAUCUACACCUAUGGUAUUCUGACAUCAACUUUAAACGACAAAUGUAUAAAAUCAUUUAAAGGAGGAUCAGCUGCUGUUGCAGAAUUAUCAGCUAUUAUUGCCCUUGUUUUGCAAGCAAGGCCAGUUCUUACGAUGCGAGACAUUCAGCAUUUACUGGUUGAAUCAUCAACUUCAAAAGAGCUCGGAAAAUCAGUUAAAUUUGAGAGGAACGCAGCAGGAAAGUUAUUUAAUUCUAUAAUCGGAUUUGGAUUAAUUGACGCUGGUAAAAUGGUUAACCUUUCCAAAUCUUGGACAUUAGUUGAAAACCUACACAGUAACACAUUACACAGGCUUGGGGAUGUAAGUAAAGACAGGAAUACUCACAACAAUUUACAAUAUGAUAGUGAAGCAAUGACGUAUACAAUAUCUUUUAAAAUGGACGAAAAUAGAUGCGGUCUACAAGUCCUUAAAGUAGAACAUGUCAUUUUAUUUAUGAACUACUACAUUAUAACUCAACGAUCUUUAAUGUUAAAAAUAAUUUCUCCAGGCGGAACACAUUCAAUCAUUGUUGAUAACAGUGAUGACCCAACAUUCAGUACAGAUCAGUCUGAUAGAAAUCUAACCAGUGUCCACUUUUGGGGCGAAUGUCCUAUUGGCAUAUGGAGAGUUGUUAUUCAGCUUUCUCAAGAAAUAGGCAAGUUUAGCUAAAGAAAUAAUUUAUACGCUUAAUCGUCAUACCUUAUCAUUUAAUGCCAUUAAUGUU